Messenger RNA from Lolium perenne, 2266 nucleotides. Its product is annotated as proline-rich receptor-like protein kinase PERK4. Gene Ontology annotation, biological process: protein phosphorylation. NCBI's taxonomy places the organism in Eukaryota, Viridiplantae, Streptophyta, Magnoliopsida, Poales, Poaceae. Gene Ontology annotation, molecular function: protein kinase activity; ATP binding. The record is from RefSeq and is a predicted model, not a curated record.
GAAAUGACAUGACAUUUCCUCUAGCCUGCCAUGGAGGAGUUGCUUUGGCCUCGAUCUACGGCUAGAGGCGAAGCCUCCAGGGAUGCCAAUGACCGGUCUAAUGCUGCUGCGACGACAUCGGCGACGUCUCUCCCGGCCGCGCUCAGCUCCAUGUUCUUGCAUGCUGACAAGAAGAUGAAGGAUCGAUUUGCAGGUGAAGAAACAUAGGGAGGUCGAUCAAGCAUUGCAGGCUCCGAUUCGAUCCUUUUUCAUCCCUCCCACAAAUCGUCCGAUGCAUGCCAUGGCGUUCGAUCCCUCGCCGAUGGACGCGGCUUCUCAGCCCUCGACGUCGCAUGUCUCCCCGCCGUGGACGCGCGCCUCAAGGCGCCUGUCCUCGCAUGGUGGCCGCGGAUCGGGAGGAGAUCUGAUGUCAGAGCAGGCCGUCCUCGCCGCGGUCGGCGCCGCGCUGCUCCUCUUCGCCGCCUGUUGCUGCUGCUGCUGCUGCGGCUGCUGCAGGAGCAAGAAGAAGGCGAAACAGCAGCCUUACCACGACGCCAUGCGGUUCUACGCAGAAACCUCCGGAUUCAAAGGUGACAGCACGGCGACCUACUACACCAGCGGCGUGAAGCCGGCGCAAGGGCGACAGCAAUGGCAGAACCAGGUGGCCGCGUCGUCGUCGGCCAACUGGCGCGUGGUACCAGCGCCUCCUCCGCCUGAUAUGGACUCGACGGUGUUCUCGACCCACCGGCCGCCCGUGAUGCCCCCACCACCGCCGCCGGUGCCGGUGGGGAUCGAGAAGAACGCGUUCAGCUACGAGGAGCUGGCGGCGGCGACGGGCGGUUUCUCGGAGGCGAACCUGCUGGGGCAGGGCGGGUUCGGGUACGUGCACAGGGGCGUGCUCCCCGGCGGGAAGGAGGUGGCGGUGAAGCAGCUCAAGGCCGGUAGCGGGCAGGGCGAGCGCGAGUUCCAGGCGGAGGUGGACAUGAUCAGCCGCGUCCACCAUCGCCACCUCGUCUCCCUUGUCGGCUACUGCAUCGCCGGCGCCCGCCGGCUGCUCGUCUACGACUUCGUGCCGAACCAGACGCUCGAGCACCACCUCCACGGGAAAGGCUUGCCGGCGAUGGAGUGGACGACGAGGCUGCGUAUCGCCGUCGGGUCGGCCAAGGGGGUCGCCUACCUGCACGAGGACUGUAACCCGCGGAUCAUCCACCGGGACAUCAAAUCGGCCAACAUCCUCCUGGACAGCAACUUCGAGGCGAUGGUUGCGGAUUUCGGGCUGGCCAAGCUGAGCCACGGCAACGACACGCACGUAUCGACGCGCGUCAUGGGCACCUUCGGCUACCUGGCUCCCGAGUACGCCUCCAGCGGGAAGCUCACGGAGAAGUCGGACGUCUUUUCCUACGGCGUCAUGCUGGUCGAGCUCCUCACCGGCCGGCGGCCGGCGGACCGCGCGUCGUACGGCGCCGAGGACUGCCUCGUAGAUUGGGCACGUCCGGCUCUCUCGAGCGCCUUGGCCGACGGCGACUACGACGGGCUCGUCGACGAGCGGCUGGACGGCGACUACGACCAGAUGGAGGCGGCGCGCGUCGUGGCCUGCGCCGCCGCCUGCAUCCGCCACACCGCCAGGCGACGGCCCAAGAUGAGCCAGGUCGUGAAGGCGCUGCAGGGGGAAGUGCCGCUGGAGACGCUGAACGACGCCGCGCGCGGUGCCACGCUCAGCUCGGUCAGCUCGAUGCCGGGACCGGAGUACGGCCAGUCCGGGUCGUCGUCGUACACGGUCCAGAUGGAGCGGAUCAGGAAGGUGGCGCUGCCCAGCCCGGAGUACAGCGCCGAGUACGCCGGCCCCAUCUCGGGGUUCGGCCACCCCUCGCCGUCGCCGGGCAGCAGCGUCGACAGCAACGUCUCCCCCGCCGGCGAGCACGUGCCGGUCACGAACCAGCGGCAUCGAGGUUACCGGCAAGUAUGAGGCGUCACACGGGAUUAGGUGCAGCACGUAUGUGCGUCUUGGAACUUGGAAGAUUCAGCACAGAACGUAGAGUCUUUCAUUUUCUCUUUAGGUUACUCAAUAGUCAAUACUCAUCUUCUCUAUUCUUUGACUGCUUAGGCCCUAUUUCUAACUUGCAACUUUCUGCUAAAACUGCACAAUUCCUUAAGAUGCAAUUUAGGUUCAGUAUGGUGGUCGGUUACCAAGAUCCAAGGACAUGUACAGUUGUGAUAUCUUGGAUGUCCAACGUGGGAUAAAUCACGAGAAAAGAGAAAGUUGGAAACGGAUCUGCCUUCGCUUGAG